Petromyzon marinus (sea lamprey) is the source of this 5457-nucleotide messenger RNA. Its product is annotated as cAMP-dependent protein kinase type I-alpha regulatory subunit-like. Gene Ontology annotation, biological process: negative regulation of cAMP-dependent protein kinase activity. Gene Ontology annotation, cellular component: cAMP-dependent protein kinase complex; cytosol. Gene Ontology annotation, molecular function: cAMP-dependent protein kinase inhibitor activity; cAMP binding; protein kinase A catalytic subunit binding. The record is from RefSeq and is a predicted model, not a curated record. Lineage: Eukaryota; Metazoa; Chordata; Hyperoartia; Petromyzontiformes; Petromyzontidae.
GAAACCGGAAGUGAAGGCUUGGCGCGCGCCCCUCCCCCCACCACCACCACCCACCCCUACGCAGGAUGGCGGCGGCGGAGCAGGGAGUCCGCGACUGCGAGCGCUACGUUCAGAAGCACAACAUCCAGGCGCUACUCAAGGACUGCAUCGUCCAGCUCUGCGUGGCGCGGCCCGAGCGGCCCAUGCGCUUUCUCCGCGAGUUCUUCGAGAAGUUAGAGAAGGAACAGGAGCAGCAUGAGCAGCAGCAGGAGAAACAACAGAAGCAGCAGAAGCAGCAGCAGAAGCAGCAGGAGGGUGGGAACGCGGCCAACGAUGUGAACGCCGCCUCUCCCACCGCGAAUCCGGUGAUCGCCACAAGGAACCGACGCGGAGCGGUGAGCGCCGAGGUCUACACGGAGGAGGACGUGAAGGGCUAUGAGCGCAAGGUCAUCCCCAAGGACUACAAAACCAUGGCUGCCCUGUCCAAAGCAAUUGCUCGCAAUGUCCUCUUCUCUCACCUCGACGACUCCGAACGCAGUGACAUAUUUGACGCGAUGUUCCCAGUCACACACAUUGCCGGAGACGUCGUCAUACAGCAAGGUGAUGAAGGGGAUAAUUUUUACGUUCUGGAUCAGGGAGAAGUUGAUGUGUACGUGGGGGGUGACUGGGUGGGCUCCAUAGGGGACGGGGGGAGCUUUGGGGAGCUGGCGCUGAUCUAUGGGACUCCUCGCGCCGCCACCGUAAAAGCACGGAGCGACAUCAAACUGUGGGGCAUCGACAGAGACAGCUACCGGAGAAUCCUCAUGGGAAGCACUCUGCGGAAGAGGAAGAUGUAUGAAGAGUUUUUGAGCAAAGUAUCCAUACUCGAGUCCCUGGACAAGUGGGAGCGCCUCACUGUGGCCGAUGCCCUGGAACCGGUUCAAUUCCAGGACGGGGAAAACAUCGUGGUACAGGGGGAACGUGGGGACGACUUCUACAUCAUCACAGAGGGCUCCGCGGCCGUGCUGCAGCGCCGCGCCGAGAGCGACGAGUUUGUGGAGGUCGGACGACUCGGCCCCUCUGACUACUUCGGAGAGAUCGCUCUGCUGCUGGACCGCCCGCGAGCGGCCACGGUGGUGGCUCGCAGCCAGCUCAAGUGCGUGAAGCUGGACCGGCCUCGCUUCGAAAGGGUCAUGGGACCCUGCUCCAGCAUCCUCAAGCGGAACAUCCAGCAGUACAACAGCUUCGUGUCUCUCUCCGUGUGAGAGUCUCUGUGUGCAUCUAUCAGCGUCUCUGUCACUGUCCCCGCGUUAGCAAGUCUGUCUAUCAGCAUCUGUCAUUAUCCGUGUAAGAGAUUUUGUCUGUCUUGCCGGCAUCUCUGUUUUUGUGCGUCUCUCAGUGUCUCUGUCAGUGUCUCCGUGUGAGAGUGUCUAUCGGCAUCUCUGUCAGUGUUAUCCGUGUCAGAUGAGUCUCCGUGUGAGAGUCUUGUGAGAGUUCAUCUGUCAGUGUCUCUGUCGGUGUCUGCAAGAGCAGCGAGUCUUGAGAGUGUGUGCGAGUGUAUCAUUGUGAGAGUGAGUCUGUCUGUAUGUGUGAGUGUAUCUGUGAUGCUGUGUGUGUGAGUGUAUCUGUGACGCUGUGUUUGUGUCAUUGGGUUUCUGUGCGUCAUCCUCGAGAAAAGGCUUUGUCUGUGUUCCUCUGUGUGUCUGUGUGCGAGUGCCUCUGUUUCCGUGUGAGUGUCUUUUCUCUGUGUGUUUGUAUGCCUAUGUAUCUUGAGUGUGAGUCUUUGUGUCUGUCUUUGUGUGGGUGAGUGUCGCUUUUUGGGGAGCGGUGGUGCAGUUGUCGCUUUUAACGAUGAGCUCGGCGACCUAAGUUUGAUUCCCCGCCAUGGUCAAUAGUGGAAAUGAUCUCAUCUUGUCCCGUGAAUCAUUUAGGUUGAUUCAGCCUUAACUGAGUACCCAGUGCGGAAUGAAACAGCAGCACCAGGAAGAUAAAUGUGGCCGGGCAUAGUGUUGCCAACACCACCCCCUCAUCCUGCGCCAUGCUGGCCUUAAUAGUUGCUGACACCACUUGCCUCUACAAUCUGUGUAGGCUACAUGGGGGAUCUUUGUCUGUGCUUACAUGUACGUGCAUCUGUGUGUGAAUGCAUUUGUCUGUAUAGACACGUUCAUAUGUCUGCGCGCGCGCGUGUUUUUACGCUUUGUGCGUUUACACAUCCGUAUGCGCCGGUCAAUAUGUACGUGCAGACGCUUCCAUUUUCGAAAUAUGGCACACCACCUCCAGUAUACCUCUCUCGAACAGCUGUGGAUGCUGCUAGUCACAAGUCACCUACACCACUCUACCAGCAAGCAGAAAUAUGUUGCCUCUCCGGACACACCACGUCCAAUAUUCAGUGUAGAAAUUAAGCCCUGAUUACACGUGUGUUUACCUCUGUACGUGUGUAUAUUUGUGUGUAGAUAUUUUUGUGGGUGCUCGCUCACAACACUUGCCCCAACAGUCUGUUAAGGCUAUAUGGGGGAUCUUUGUCUCUGUAUGUGGGGAGCGUCUAGUGCAGCGGUUAGCACGCUGCGCUACGAACCCGGUGACCCGAGUUUCGAUUCCCGCUCACGGCCAACACCGGUGAUGAUUAUCUGAACCGAUCCCGCACCUCUCUCCUAGGUCGACCCAGCCUUAAAUGAGUACCUGGUGUGGUGUGUAAACAAGCUCGCUGGGCCGGGAAUGGUGUUAGCCACCCACCCCCUCAUGUACCAUACCGACCUUCAUAGGUGCUACUUGCUAACAGCACUUGCCCCAACAGUCUGUUAAGCCUAUAUGGGAAUCUUUGUGUGUAUGCAUGCGUGUCUGUGUGUAUGUGUUUACACUCAAAUAUGAGGGUGUAUUUUAACCAAACUUUGAAUCUACAAACAAGUGCCUCCGUAUGAUUUGUAUCCCAGCUCUUCACCCGUAAUUUGCGCCGUUCAUUGUGUCCCUCAUACGCAUCACUAUCAGUAUGCACAAGGACUGGUCCAUCGUACUAAAGGUUGCUAUCAUCUGGCGAUACUACAUCGCGUCAUAUGAUAUUGUUAAUACGUUUCCCCAUGAAAUCCUCACCGAGCCUCAAAACCCUUUAUGAGGAGGGUCCUGCCAGCUUUUCACAGUCGGGGUUGGUGGUCAGUGUUGCUCUUUGUGAUCCCAAUUGAGUAAUUAGCAGGUCAUUUAAACUUUUUACAUUGGAAUGUCUUUGGCCAAUACCAGUUACAUUGUAUGGUUGGGUUUUUUUUUAAGCUAUGGGAGGAAACCGGAGAACCCAGAGGAAACCCAAUGCAGAGUGGGGAUAUGGGCACCCGAGUCGGGAAUCGAACACUGGACCCUAUUUCUGCGAGGCAGGAAGUGUUAUCACUGCGCUGCCGCCAAGAUCAGAUGCGACGAUCAUCUUCGCAUCUGAUUCGCACAAAAUAUCGCCAUAUCCUAACUGUGGUUUGUAAAUGUUUUCCUAAAGUAUUUGAUUUGCGAACAGAAUAUUCACGAGUGAACCAUAAUUAAAGUUGAUGAUCAUUUAAGUUUUGAAGAAAACAGCUCUGACCCAUGAAGAUAAUAAUUUGUUAAACUUUUUUCCGAGGUAAUUGAGGGCACGGCGAUUAUUCAACUUCACCGUUUCCUGACGGCGUGUCCUGUUGCAAGCAGCAACUCGAUGUGAUGUCAUAACACGGCUCUCGUUGAGUGACCCGCACCUGAAGGACUUUUUUUGAGCAAUAUCCAUCCUGGAAAUCUAGCGAAUCGCAGCAACGAUAGGAUAAUAAUUUAAAUGCAAUUACAAAGUCGUUGGAAACCUGGUGUUGUGAAUAUCGCGAAAUUUGACAUCCCAAAGUUUUGUUAACAAUGAUACAGCGGUGGCGCCAGUCUGUGCAGACACUAACUACCAUUACCUAUCGUGUACACACGCAGCACACCACAGCAACACACUCCUGGCUUCAAACCGGAGACAAACUCAAGAUGCGUGGGCAUCGAGCAUUAUGGGUGAAGGCAAAUACAGUAUUGUUGCCUCUUUAUAAUGAGCCAUGUGUGACGUGCUGCCGAACUUCCAAUCGAUCGCCGCUCGUUUGCUCAACGGUGCCCGUGUGCAUUGUUUAAUGUUGCACGUGACCAGUAGAACCCGAGUUCAAGUCCCGCUCAUGGCCAACACUCAGUGAUGAUGAUCUGAGCUUCUUUUUCUGUUUAGUUGUCCUUCCCCCACACCUCCGAUUAACACGGUUGGCAAUGUACGGUGGGAAAGAAGUUCAACGUACAUAUAUCUAAAGAGGUUCUGCACCUCCACUGGGUUGACUGCUUCACAUGAGUACCAGUUGUGAUGUGUAAACAUCAUCACUAGUGCUGGCCAUCCCACCCCCUCGUGUGUCAUGCCAGCCUUCGUAGGUGCUACUCGCUAACAACACUUUUCCUAAAAGUCUUUUGAGGCUAUACGGGGUAUCUUUGUACGAAUAUAUAUGUACACGGCUGGGGCGAUGGUGCGUUAAUGUUAUGCGUUUCUUCGAAUGCCCGGUUCAGUUUGUCAUUGAACCCGACCUCGUGAAGACCCUGGCACAGCAGCAGACAUUCUUCCAGCACUGCAAGCGCUGCCCUCAUAAUGACGAACGAACGCCCUGUAAAAGCAGAUAUCUCUUCUGUGUCUCCACUAAUAAGAAAAAAUAAACCUCGUGGUUAAGUUCAAUCAGCCUAUUGGCUUUCCAGAUCAACAGUCGGCAACGUGUCUUUAACGAACAUGUGUCUACUCUGCUGAUGAGCGCCAGGAGGUCGUGACCGGUCUGCGGUGUUUUUGCUUCAAUAAAAACCGCUCGGUGAUGUUGGUGUGGAAAGCCCGAAGGACAAAGACACGUUUGUAUUUACAAGCAGAGACUCAAGCGGAGUUCUGCUCACAUUGGCCUCCGUUGGCGAUCAGUGUUGGUGGAAUUUUGAUUUAAGUGAGAUACAAUAGUGGCGCGUGUGUGUUUUUUUUAUAUAUCAUACUCUCCAUCGAACCAGUGUUUACCCUUUCUGUCAAUCGAUACGUGAUUAUAAUCAUAAUUGUGUAAUGGCUGAGUCGACCUAGGGGUAGGAUAGAACACCCGACCAUUGGCAGACCAGGGAUUUCACCGAGAACUCUUCUUAAGUUUGCUUGACAAGUGUCUCGCAAGCCAUUUUGAGCCUCUCAAUGGGUGCUCACCUGGUUGAAUAAAGGACCUCAGUCGCAAGUGACCAUGCAUUUAAAUGGGAUAUCACCUGUAUCAACAAAGCAGUACGUGUACUGGGAAAUGUCUAGGUUUACUCAGCCACAAAUGUACCAUAUUGUCAAACUGUCUACCUUUAAAUGAUACCUUAUAUACAGUGUGAAGUCAUGUUGAAAGUUUAUUUCCUAACAGCAUACAUUUGUAUUAAGUUCAUAUAUCAUUGUUUAGCAACGUUGUAGACAUUGGCUUUAAUUAUACAUGACUCUGAAUAUGAAAGUAUUUCAUUUUUUUCUUAAACUUUAAUAAAAUAUUAAAAUAA